This is a messenger RNA of Eremothecium sinecaudum, 1095 nucleotides long. RefSeq names its product Jnm1p (gene JNM1). Gene Ontology annotation, biological process: mitotic spindle organization. The coding region runs from base 1 to 1095 and encodes 364 amino acids. The record is from RefSeq and is a predicted model, not a curated record. Gene Ontology annotation, cellular component: dynactin complex; cytoplasm. Lineage: Eukaryota; Fungi; Ascomycota; Saccharomycetes; Saccharomycetales; Saccharomycetaceae. The transcript has a single exon.
AUGUCAACGGAAGUUAUAGAUCUGGAUAAUAUUGAUAUUAAUGAUGAGUUGAAGAAAUAUGCGUCUACAGAGCAAGAAGUGUUCGAAACUAGUGAUAAUGAUGAAAGCUUGAGCUCAAAUGAAUUGGAUCGAAGUAAUAACGUAAUGGUAUCAGCAGAGCCAAUUGGAUCUUUGGACGAUACUAGAGCGAUAUUUGAGCACAAUGUACUCUCUGGGCAUGUGGAUUACUCUGGUAGGAUUGAUAAGGUUGGAUUAUCAUAUAAAUCACAUAACAUUGAAGAAACGGUUGAACAAAAGCUGGCUCGAAUCAAGCGGGAAAUAUAUGAAUUACAGCUAUCCAAAGAGGCUGCUAAUGAACACAAGGAUGAAGUUGAUGAGCUUGUUAAGUUAUUUUCAAAGCUAGAGCAAGAUCGGACUCAAAACAUGCGGGAUAUCAAACAUCGGCUAGUUUUGGAUACUAAGGAAAGCGAUACAGUAUCACUACCAUCCGUGAAAAUAGAAACUACUCACUACCAAAAGUUGGUGGAACUGGAUGCUAAGUUGGCCGAUCUUGAAGUUUACGUUGGAGACAAGUACUUUACAAAUAAGUCCAUCACUACAAGUUUCAAUGAAUUAUUCCAUAAGGUCAGUUUGCUAGAACAAAAUGAAGAGCUACUAUCCAAUUUCAGUAGUGCUAUGAAAAGAAUUAGCAAAGAAUAUGAAGAAUCAAUUAUCGGCCGCAGGGCAGCUAAAGAUAUCACUUUACAGCGACAUAUUUCAGAACAACUAGUUACUACAGAUACAAAAGUGGCUGAAAUUUACAAGUCCUAUAACCUUCUGAAAAAGUACAGUGAGAGCUUACCGCACAUAAUUGAUCGACUUAAGUCGUUGAACGAUUUGCACCGGCAGGCUAAAGACACUUGUGACACUGUCCAUACCGUCAAUGAUAGUAUUUCCUACCUACAUCUCCAAACGGAGAAAUGGGAAAAGCUUUUGGAUACAAUGGAUGAAAAGUUAGACAAACACGAAUCAAGACUCCAGGAAAAUGUUGACAAUAUUAAGGAAUGGAUCGAUGAGCUUAGUCUUAAAGUAGAUGAAUAUCAAAAAUCACUAUAG